UUCCUCAUGGUACCCACUUGCGUUCCAUUGCUCAUGAAGACACAAAGGAAUAGUCUGGUUGGAACUUUAUUGACACUACAUGUUAAAAACAUCCUAAUGAUUGAUUCUGUACUUAGUUUGAAAUGUUUCUUCGACCGGUAAUAUAACUUUUUGAAGUUUUUGUCCGAUGUAACGCUGACCAGAAUGAGUGUUUGGAUAUGUAAACCAAACUCGCUAACAAAGGAAGGUAUUUGGACAUAAAUAACAGACAUUUUUGAACAAAACAAACAUUUAUUGUGGACCUGGGAAUCCUGCUUUCUGAUGUAGAUCAUCAAAGAAACCCCAGUUGGAACAUUCCUGGAUUUCCUUCUUCCUGUAUGGGUUUUUUUUCUUUGACCAGUGUUUUGCAUGUCUCUACGAGGAAGAACUAAGACAAAAUAACUGACAGGGAUGCCUUUCAUCCUUCCACUGUGACAUCACCACGUUAUGAGGUCAAAGAGCAGGAAGUGCUGUAUAACUCCUGUCUCUGAGGGGGACAGGGCCACUCGGAGGGAGAGGGAGAGCUGACAACAAUAUCAACAACAACAUCGACAACAACAAACAUCAGGGAUGGGCCACUCUCUGUUUCUCCUCUUCUUCUCAGGGCUGUCCAUCCUCCCCUCAUGCCUCUCUCAUAAGUUCCACUUUGUGAACAUCAAUAAAACCUGGACUGAAGCUCAGAGUUACUGCAGACAGAACCACACUGACCUGGCCUCCAUAGACGACAUGGCAGAUAUGAACAGACUCAUAAAUACAGUAGAGGCUGAGUUAUUGACUGAACCAGCCUGGAUAGGGUUGUAUAACACCAGCUGGAGGUGGUCUCUGGGAGACACAGAAUUAGGGACGAAGAUGUUUUGGGAAAAAGGCCAACCAGAUAAUAGAAACAACAAUGAGUCCUGUGUGUGGAUGCAAAAUGGGCUUUGGCAUGAUGCGAACUGUGGUAAACGACAUCAUUUUGUCUGCUAUGACACAAAUCGCACUAGUCUCACUAGUCAGUACAUCCUCGUCACUGAAAAUAAGACUUGGAGUGAGGCUCAGCGCUACUGUCAGAAGAACCAUAAGGACCUGGCCAGUGUGAGGGAUGUAACAGAGAAUAUCACCAUACAUGAGGCCAUACAGAACACCAAGAAGGCAAGUUCACUUGAAGAGGUGGUGUGGAUCGGCCUGUAUAGAGACUGGAGGUGGUCUGACCAGAGUGGCUCAACCUUCAGAAACUGGAUGGCAGGCGAGCCAAACGGGGCAGAUGAGAGAGGAGAGCACUGUGUGGAAGUUAAGUUCCCAUCUGGAGAGUGGAAUGAUCACCUCUGUGUCACCGAAAAUCAUUUUAUCUGCUAUGAUGAUAAACUGGUUCUGGUCUCAGAGAACAAGACGUGGUCAGAAGCCCUGAGGUACUGCAGAGACCGGAACAUGGAGCUGGUGUCUGUCCACAACCACAGCAUCCAGCACUGGGUCCGACAGAAAGCCAAGAUGGCCUCCAGUCCCUUCGUCUGGCUGGGCCUGAGGUACACCUGCACUCUGGAAUUCUGGUUCUGGGUCAAUGGAGAAGAGUCCUGCUACCACAACUGGGCCCACGGGGAGGGCUACAACACCAGCAAGGACCAGUAUGGGAACACGGGGGCCAUAGAGAGAGAUGGGGGGAAGUGGGUCGGCCUGCCUGAGACUGACAAAUUCAACUUCAUCUGCAGCAAGAGGGAUGGUCAGAUUUAAUCAGUUUUUUAAUCUCUCUCUCAAUUCAAUUAAAUGUGCUUUAUUGGCAUGACUUAACAAUGUACAUAUUGCAAAAGCUUACUUUGGAUAUUUACAAUAUUAAAAUAAUAAAAUCACAAAUGUCAACGUGACAACAAUAACCAAGGGUCACAAUAACCAACACAUUGAACAAUAACAAUAAGCAUAGAGUAGAGGACAUGUGCAGGUUGAUUGGUCUGUCAGACUCUGUCUCUCAUCUUAUAGCAGGCAGCAAUGUAGUGCGCUGCCAACCAACAGCUCUCUGCGUCCUCCCCCAACAGGACGGGUAGCUUACCCUCAUCAGAGAGGUCUUUGAAACCUUGAAUAAGGGCUUCAAAUUUUGGGAAAUGACACUCUCUAAUUGUUUUGAUAUUUUUGACAUUUUGUCAGGAAAUGCAGCUCCAUCUCAGGUUCUGCAGUGGUUGCACAGCCUUUCCUCUACAGGGAGCCAGGUUUUCCUGUGUCUACCCUUCUCAAUGGCAAGGCUGUGCUCACUGAGCCUGUACUUUGUCAAGGGUUUUCUAAGGUUUUGAUCAGUAACCAUGGUCAAAUAUUUAACCACGGUGUACUGUCGAUUUAGAGCCAGUUAGCACUGCAUUGUGCUUUGUGUUUGUGCUUCCUAAUAAUUAAUGUCGCUUUUUAAAACUGUUAUGUAAUUUGGUUAAUUCUGAUUGAUUGGAUGUUCUGGUCCUGAGGCUUCAGUGUGUUUGUAGAACAGGUUUGUGAACUCUCUCUCUGUGUCUCUCUCUCUCUCUAUUUCAUUAAUCUUUAAAAAAAUAUAUAUAUAUUUCUGUAAUACAGUGUAGUGGAACACAAAAAGGAUCUCCCCCCAGACCCGCCUUUCAUCCCGACUCAACAAAUACCCAUGAAAGACAUGACAGUACCGGAUGAGCUACCCGCCUGGACUAUGUCACCCCCUGAAGAACCAAGCUUCCAAACAGCAGAACCUGACUGGUAUCAACUGGCUCCGCCCAUGGUAGAAGGAGAAUCUGCUGGCUGGGAAAAUCUAUUAGAGUCAUUAUUGCUUGAAUAGGCUGGACUCUAUAAGAGGAAGGUAGCGCUUUAAGCUAUGUAGGAAGUACAUCCUUAUAUGGGUAUGAACAGAUGUAUGUACUAGCCAACCGAAACAGGAAAUAAUAUUGGGAGGAAGUAGUAGGUAAUAACAGGACACCUAGGGGAUUUUGGACGGUGAAAAAAGGUAUAUAUAGAGAAACUGCCGAUACUUCAGCGCUGACUUCUUGAAUUCUGAAUUCAUAGAGACAACCAUUUGAACCAGGUAUUGGUGCCUGGCUCAUCUCUAGAUUCUAACUCUAUUGAAUUUGGACUAGAUUCUUGUGCUGAGACUCCUUGUGUUCCUAUCUAUUCCAAACCAUUACUACUGGCAGUGUGUGGUUCUUGAGGCUUUGUCCACUAUAUGACAGUCCCUGCUUUGUGAUCGCCUGACCAAGGUCUAAUCACCGGCAUUACUGGAAAUAGUUUGGCAUCCCGAGACAGGACUUAAACACUGAACCCAGGGGUUUUUCGUUGGAGGAUAGUGAAACAUCAGUAGACGAUCAGUUGACCAAGAACGACUCUAGUUUCCUCAUUCAAUAUAACUUGAAUCCAAUUUAGUUAAAAUAACGAAUCCAAUUCAACCUCUCGGCAGUUAGAGGGGAGUCGCUACACUAAACUACAUUUCUCAAAUUCUGACCGAUUGAAACUCUGCUCCUGAUCUCGUGGGUCUCCUCCUCCUCCUCUCUCAAAGGUAAUUAAAUAACUAUUACAAGCAUUUAAUAUAGAGAUAAGUGUUAUCAUUGUACCAGGCAUUUUAUAGAGCAUUAAGUCAUUUGCAUGUUUUUGAUUAACGCUGUGUGUGACCGAGCAACAAAUGGUCUAUUUUGAAGUGUGUUUGAUUGUAAAAGACAAAAAACAGAGUGUUUUCUAAAAUAAACGGUAGUCUUAUUUUGUCUCGAGCAAAAGGUUCUCUCAAAGACAGUUAACGGCACGGGAGAUAACAACUCUGACACUCCCCGCUACCGGGACACUGGAAACGGGGAUCAAUGCUCUAUGACAGAAUGAGUUACCAUUAAAAGACAAA
Messenger RNA from Oncorhynchus nerka (sockeye salmon), 3820 nucleotides. RefSeq names its product macrophage mannose receptor 1-like. The record is from RefSeq and is a predicted model, not a curated record. Bases 589 to 1725 code for a protein of 378 amino acids. The transcript has 7 exons. Lineage: Eukaryota; Metazoa; Chordata; Actinopteri; Salmoniformes; Salmonidae.